AUGGUGCGCACAGCCCAGGGGGAGGUCUAUCAGUGCAGCUCUUGCAAACGAACGUAUGUCCACAAGAAGAAUCUUCUACAACACCAACGUCUCAACUGUGGCAAGGAACCACAGUUCCCUUGUCCACUCUGCCCGUACAGAGCCACUCAGAAAGUGUCACUUAAGAAGCACAUGUUGUUUAAACACAACCCUGCGUCCGUCACUGGAUGUUGCCCAGGGACCGAGAACCACCAGUGCUCUCGGUGCGGCCGACGGUACCAGCACAAGCACAAUCUGCUCCAGCACUUGAAUGACUACUGCGGUAAUAUUGGGGUGAAAUUUCUCCUGGUUUGGUCGAGUGUUAACUGCAGAUGUUGCCCAGGGACCGGGAACCACCAGUGCUCUCGGUGCGGCCGACGGUACCAGCACAAGCACAAUCUGCUCCAGCACUUGAAUCACUACUGCGAGGACAGGAAGUACCGGUGUUCCCGGUGUGGCCGCGAGUACAAGCACAAGAGUAAUCUCCUGCAGCACGUGAACCGGUACUGCGGUAAAGCUCCACAGUUCCCCUGCCCGUUCUGCAAGUACCGGUGUUCCCGGUGUGGCCGCGAGUACAAGCACAAGAGUAAUCUCCUGCAGCACGUGAACCGGUACUGCGGUAAAGCUCCACAGUUCCCCUGCCCGUUCUGCAAGUACCGGUGUUCCCGGUGUGGCCGCGAGUACAAGCACAAGAGUAAUCUCCUGCAGCACGUGAACCGGUACUGCGGUAAAGCUCCACAGUUCCCCUGCCCGUUCUGCAAGUACCGGUGUUCCCGGUGUGGCCGCGAGUACAAGCACAAGAGUAAUCUCCUGCAGCACGUGAACCGGUACUGCGGUAAAGCUCCACAGUCCCCCUGCCCGUUCUGCAAGUACCGGUGUUCCCGGUGUGGCCGCGAUUACAAGCACAAGAGUAAUCUCCUGCAGCAUGUGAACCAGUACUGCGGUAAAGUACCACAGUUCCCCUGCCCGUUCUGCAAGUACCGGUGUUCCCGGUUUGGCCGCGAGUACAAGCACAAGACUAAUCUCCUGCAGCAUGUGAACCAGUACUGCGGUAAAGUACCACAGUUCCCCUGCCCGUUCUGCAAGUACCGGUGUUCCCGGUUUGGCCGCGAGUACAAGCACAAGAGUAAUCUCCUGCAGCACGUGAACCGGUACUGCGGUAAAGCCUCACAGUUCCCCUGCCCGUUCUGCAAGUACCGGUGUUCCCGGUGUGGCCGCGAGUACAAGCACAAGAGUAAUCUCCUGCAGCACGUGAACCGGUACUGCGGUAAAGCCUCACAGUUCCCCUGCCCGUUCUGCAAGUACCGGUGUUCCCGGUGUGGCCGCGAGUACAAGCACAAGAGUAAUCUCCUGCAGCACGUGAACCGGUACUGCGGUAAAGCCUCACAGUUCCCCUGCCCGUUCUGCAAGUACCGGUGUUCCCGGUGUGGCCGCGAGUACAAGCACAAGAGUAAUCUCCUGCAGCACGUGAACCGGUACUGCGGUAAAGCCUCACAGUUCCCCUGCCCGUUCUGCAAGUACCGGUGUUCCCGGUGUGGCCGCGAGUACAAGCACAAGAGUAAUCUCCUGCAGCACGUGAACCGGUACUGCGGUAAAGCCUCACAGUUCCCCUGCCCGUUCUGCAAGUACCGGUGUUCCCGGUGUGGCCGCGAGUACAAGCACAAGAGUAAUCACGUGAACCGGUACUGCGGUAAAGCCUCACAGUUCCCCUGCCCGUUCUGCAAGUACCGGUGUUCCCGGUGUGGCCGCGAGUACAAGCACAAGAGUAAUCACGUGAACCGGUACUGCGGUAAAGCCUCACAGUUCCCCUGCCCGUUCUGCAAGUACCGGUGUUCCCGGUGUGGCCGCGAGUACAAGCACAAGAGUAAUCUCCUGCAGCACGUGAACCGGUACUGCGGUAAAGCCUCACAGUUCCCCUGCCCGUUCUGCAAGUACCGGUGUUCCCGGUGUGGCCGCGAGUACAAGCACAAGAGUAAUCUCCUGCAGCACGUGAACCGGUACUGCGGUAAAGCCUCACAGUUCCCCUGCCCGUUCUGCAAGUACCGGUGUUCCCGGUGUGGCCGCGAGUACAAGCACAAGAGUAAUCACGUGAACCGGUACUGCGGUAAAGCCUCACAGUUCCCCUGCCCGUUCUGCAAGUACCGGUGUUCCCGGUGUGGCCGCGAGUACAAGCACAAGACUAAUCUCCUGCAGCAUGUGAACCAGUACUGCGGUAAAGCCUCACAGUUCCCCUGCCCGUUCUGCAAGUACCGGUGUUCCCGGUGUGACCGCGAGUACAAGCAACAAGAUACCGGUGUUUCCCGGUGUGGCCGCGAGUACAAGUACAAGAGUAAUCACGUGAACCGGUACUGCGGUAAAGCCUCACAGUUCCCCUGCCCGUUCUGCAAGUACCGGUGUUCCCGGUGUGGCCGCGAGUACAAGCACAAGAGUAAUCACGUGAACCGGUACUGCGGUAAAGCCUCACAGUUCCCCUGCCCGUUCUGCAAGUACCGGUGUUCCCGGUAUGGCCGCGAGUACAAGCACAAGAGUAAUCACGUGAACCGGUACUGCGGUAAAGCCUCACAGUUCCCUGCCCUUUCUGCAAGUACCGGUGUUCCCGGUGUGGCCGCGAGUACAAGCACAAGAGUAAUCACGUGA
Messenger RNA from Homalodisca vitripennis (glassy-winged sharpshooter), 2655 nucleotides. Its product is annotated as zinc finger protein 551-like. Lineage: Eukaryota; Metazoa; Arthropoda; Insecta; Hemiptera; Cicadellidae. Gene Ontology annotation, biological process: regulation of transcription by RNA polymerase II. The record is from RefSeq and is a predicted model, not a curated record. Gene Ontology annotation, cellular component: nucleus. The transcript is spliced from 4 exons. The coding region runs from base 1 to 2655 and encodes 884 amino acids. Gene Ontology annotation, molecular function: DNA-binding transcription factor activity, RNA polymerase II-specific; RNA polymerase II transcription regulatory region sequence-specific DNA binding.